AUGCAACUGAGUCCCCUGCAAUCGCGGCUCGCAGCCUCGCUCGCGGCCUCGCUGUUCAUUCUGGCUCUCUACCUGCUCCUCUUCUCGCCUCACGUCGCCUUUGCCGCCGAGCUGCCCGCCCUCGACCCCUACCACUCACUCAUUACCGCCGACGAACUCGGCGACAUCCUGCCAGGAGCGCAUUACGAUGCCGAACUCGACCUGUUCGACCGGAGCAUCACUGGGCAAGUCCCGGACGGUGUUUUCGUCCUUGAGUUGAACAAGCCGAGAGCGCUGAAUCUCUCCCCUGGCACAACCGCGUGCUAUCUCGUUCAGAAGAAUACCCUCUCGAGUAUGGGAGCCUCGGGGAGUACCAACAAAAGCGAGGAGGCCCAUGGCGACGGCGUUCAUCUUUACCUAUCGGCCAACACGUGUCUGCAACCAUCUUCGUCGGACACGACGAGCAAGCCGACGCUGGCCCCGCAACUGAUGCUCUUCAUCUCCAAUUCCAGCCUUGCCGGAUGCCCGAAAGACUCUUCGAAAGCGCCGAAGGAAGGAGAAGGCAAGAUAUUCGUAGAGGGCGCCGUCAUGUACGGAGUAAACGCGACGGGUGAAGUCUACAUCGGAAUCACGGCGCCGAAUGUCUCGGCCGACUUCCGUGGAGUGUACAACUUCGAGGUUGCCGCCUCCCUCGACGGGUACUUUCAUCGGUUCGAGAAACAAACGACUUCUGAGCUUUUGUGGAUGGACAGCGAUUCAACAUCCGCACUGCUAGUCACACGGAACUUAACGGAAAAUAUCGACGACGUGCAGCGCAUCUUGAGCCAGGAACCCCCGUACGAACUGUUCGUCACCAACAAGAACUCGAAUGCUACCGAUGGUCUCAAGCAUUCAGUUUGCGGACUGAAGCAUACAGCUCAGAUUGUGGCAGAUUAUCGCAGCAACAGCAAGUUGAGCGGCUCUGUCCGCACCGCUUUGACUCUCAGGGGUCCUGGUGGGUUUCCGAAGCAGCAGUUUUACUUCGUCGCACUCAACGCCAGCUCGACCUACGAUGGAAUACUCGUGAAGAAGGCCAACGCGACGGCGAAAGAGAAGAGGCAAAAUGGUGGAGUAUCUGGCGUUGGAAGCGUCAUCUUCAAAGCAACUGAAUUCCAUACAGUCUCCGGAACGAACUGCAAGGUGGUGACGGACCUCGAGUUCUGCGACGAAAUCCAGUACGCGGUGGCGGGGAAUGACGCCAAGUUCAACAGCACAGAGUUGGCGAAAGCGUAUGACGACUACGCAAAGAAGAUGUACGCCAACUUUGAAAAGGUUCUGAUGCAGAUACCAUGUGAAGCGGGCAGAACAUCACGAUACUCCCUGGCCAGGAAAUGCGGCGACUGCAUGGCGGCGUACAAAAAAUGGCUCUGCACCGUAAGCAUACCGCGGUGCGAGGACUUCAGGAGCAACAACCCGUAUGGACUCGUGCGGAACGCCGCCCAGGCCUUUCCCAACGGGACCCUGCUGCCGGAUGAGGAGAGGCAACCGCUGGAGCUUCUGCCUUAUUCAAGGGUGUCGCGGAACUCGUUCAUCGACAACGAGAUUCAACCGGGGCCUUACAAGGAAGUUCUACCUUGCGAUGACAUCUGCUAUGAGGUGGUGCAAAACUGCCCUGCCAAGAUUGGCUUCGGAUGCCCUGAACCAGGUAUGGUGGCCUUCGAAUACAGCUAUGGUCGACGGACUAGGAACGGUUCGACUGUGGCAUGCAACUAUCCGGGCGAGGCACGAACGCCGACAAGUCUGGCCGGCAUGAAGCCGCCCAGCCGUAUGUUUCUCACCGGCGGGUUGUCGCUGGCCGCCAUGCUCUUAUUGGCGUGA
Molecule: messenger RNA, 1836 nt
Organism: Drechmeria coniospora
Lineage: Eukaryota; Fungi; Ascomycota; Sordariomycetes; Hypocreales; Ophiocordycipitaceae
Exons: 2
Coding region: 1-1836 (611 amino acids)
Biological process (GO): calcium ion import across plasma membrane
Molecular function (GO): calcium channel activity
Source: RefSeq, a predicted model, not a curated record